AUGUGUUUCAUGUACUUGUUACCAUUCCACAAAUUCUGCUCCAGCCAUUACCACAAGCCCGUCCUCCUCAAUUUGUACUGGUUUCCCACUCCUUCUCCUUCUCCGUCUCCCACUCCCUCUCCCCCUCCGUCUCCCCCUCCGUCUCCCCCUCCCUCUCCUUCUCCGUCUCCCACUCCCUCUCCUUCUCCCCCUCCCUCUCCUUCUCCGUCUCCCCCUCCCUCUCCUUCUCCGUCUCCCACUCCCUCUCCUUCUCCGUCUCCCCCUCCCUCUCCUUCUCCGUCUCCCACUCCCUCUCCUUCUCCGUCUCCCACUCCCCCUCCCUCUCCUUCUCCGUCUCCCACUCCCUCUCCUUCUCCUUCUCCGUCUCCCCCUCCCUCUCCGUCUCCCACUCCCUCUCCUUCUCCGUCUCCCCCUCCGUCUCCCUCUCCUUCUCCUUCUCCGUCUCCCCCUCCCUCUCCUUCUCCGUCUCCCACUCCCUCUCCUUCUCCGUCUCCGUCUCCCCCUCCCUCUCCUUCUCCGUCUCCCACUCCCUCUCCUUCUCCUUCUCCGUCUCCCACUCCCUCUCCUUCUCCGUCUCCCACUCCCUCUCCUUCUCCUUCUCCGUCUCCCCCUCCCUCUCCUUCUCCGUCUCCCACUCCCUCUCCUUCUCCUUCUCCGUCUCCCCCUCCCUCUCCUUCUCCGUCUCCCCCUCCUCCUUCUCCCCCUCCCUCUCCUUCUCCGUCUCCCCCUCCCUCUCCUUCUCCGUCUCCCCCUCCCUCUCCUUCUCCGUCUCCCCCUCCCUCUCCUUCUCCGUCUCCCCCU
Messenger RNA from Oncorhynchus nerka (sockeye salmon), 801 nucleotides. RefSeq lists its product as uncharacterized. Lineage: Eukaryota; Metazoa; Chordata; Actinopteri; Salmoniformes; Salmonidae. The annotation marks the transcript as partial. The record is from RefSeq and is a predicted model, not a curated record. The transcript is spliced from 2 exons.